GGCAUUUUGAGGUUGGAUUUGUUGUUCUUAGGAUGUAGCCAGAGAAGGAGUUGGUGGUGGCGGGGUAGCUUUGAGGAUGCUGAGUUGAUUACAAAGGAUGGUAUUUUAGUAGCUGUGAGAAGGAACCAUCAACUACCUGUUAAUUCUCAGAACUUGGGUGAAUAUAUGUUUCUGUCGAUCGAAAUCUUUGUAGUUGUGUAUUUGUGCAGAAACAAUUUGUUAAGGUUUAUUGUUCAAAAGUUCACAGUACAGCCCUCUGAAUUAACCUUAAAGGUACCUUUUUCCAGCGUAGCUCUGCUCACCGCUAAAACGGCAUAAUUAUGAAGCGCGAAAGUAAAUACAAUCAUCAACUUUCCAGCUUCACCAGUACCAAGCGAUCUCCUCAUACCUAAAAAUGGCUCCCAGUAAGUUCUUCCCAAAACUGCGGAUACAGAUCCAUUCCCCGUGUAAUAUACCAAUUGCUAAUAACUCCCAGCAAUCCAAUACGAGCUUUCGCAACCUCCAACCGACGCGGUCUCCGCGGUCAAAUUUGCGCCGAGCUCCCCAACGCGCCUACUGGUUUCUUCGUGGGAUAAACAUGCGUACCUGUAUGAUAUCUCCAGCGAAGAAGACGGAGGGAAGCUGAUCGAAAAGUAUGAACACCGAGCGCCAGUCCUCGACGUGUGUUUCGGAGCCGACGAUAACGAGGCUUUUACUGCAGGAAUGGAUUGGCAGGUGAAGAGGUGAGAAGAAGCUAUGAUAUACUCAGUAGAAGCUCUGGACUAAUUCUGGUGGUUAGGAUAAAUUUAGAGACUGGGGAACAGACGGUACUGAGUACACACGGAGCGCCUGUGAAGUCGGUGGUGUACAGUAAGGAGCAUUGUGAGUAAACUUUCCCCUUCUCUCCAUCUACAUGAUGAUUCUAAAAUGGGAAUCUACAGCACUACUAGUCUCAGCAUCGUGGGAUUCAACCCUCCACUUCCACACCCUCAACACCCCCCAAGCCGAACCAACCACCAUAACUCUCCCCGCAAAACCCCAUUCUCUCUCCAUCACGGAAUCCAAACUUGUAGUAGCCAUGGCAGCCCGUCUAGUCUACAUCUACGAACUCACCUCCAUUCUCCAAACCACCUCCCAAUCCAAUGGCGCCACAGAACUCACUCCAUGGCAACAACGCGAAUCCUCACUGAAAUUCAUGACGAGAGCUGUAGCUUGUAUGCCCAACUCUGACGGCUACGCAAGUUCCAGCAUCGAGGGCCGCGUAGCUGUAGAAUGGUUCGAUCCCUCCGCCGACUCACAAGCGCGAAAAUACGCCUUUAAAUGUCAUCGCCAGCCAGACCCCGAUAAUGAAGGAGCAGACGUCGUGUAUCCUGUCAAUGCACUAGCUUUCCAUCCCGGUUUUGGAACUUUUGCCUCUGGAGGUGGGGAUGGGGUUGUAGCACUUUGGGAUGCGAAUGCGAAGAGGAGAACUCGACAGUAUCAGAAGUAUCCUCAGAGUGUGGCGGCGCUGUGCUUCUCGUGUGAUGGCAAGUAUUUGGCUAUUGGGGUUUGUCCGGGUUUCGAGAAUGGACAGGAGGAUUAUAGUGGAGAGGGGGUGACGAAGGUUUAUAUUCGGGAGCUUGGGGAGACGGAAGCGAAGGGAAAGGCGCCGAAGUGAUGCAGGUAGAUUGUUGUAGAAGAUGUUGAUAUUUCACUGGUUAGCAUGGCGUCUUUUGGGGCUGGUGGAAAAUUGAAAUUGAGAUUCAUCUAAAAUCGAGUUUUUUGACGUGGGAAUGUUGCACGCUUUUGAAGAGGAGAUCAGUUCAUGA
Hymenoscyphus albidus is the source of this 1787-nucleotide messenger RNA. The record is from the annotation of a GenBank genome assembly. NCBI's taxonomy places the organism in Eukaryota, Fungi, Ascomycota, Leotiomycetes, Helotiales, Helotiaceae.